AUGUUGAAAAAGGACGAUGAUUACAAAUCUUCUUACGACCUGAAUUCAUUCAUGUCUUCAUCUUCCUCAUCAUCCUCAGCUGAAGAAGAAGAUGAAGACGGAGAUCUCUCUCCAGCUCUUCCGAAGAAUCUGAAUCACAUACAACUAAAAUUUGAGAAGCUGCCUGUUGAAACUUCGAUAAAAAAAUCGCAGGAGUUUUUCAGUUUAAUGGAUAAAAGAAGAACAGUUCGUCAUUUUAGCAAUGAACCUGUACCAAUUGAAAUAAUCCAUAAUAUUAUCAGGACUGCAGGGACUGCUCCUAGUGGGGCGCAUACCGAACCUUGGACGUACGUUGUAGUAGGCUCUCAAGAAAUUAAGCAACAAAUUAGAGAAAUAGUUGAAAAUGAAGAAGAAACUAACUACAAAAAACGAAUGGGUAAAGUUUGGACAACAGAUCUGAAACCUUUAAAGACAAAUUGGUUGAAGCAAUAUCUAACCGACGCUCCUUAUUUGAUUUUGGUAUUCAAGCAGCUUUAUAGUUUCAAAGACGAUGGAAAAAAGAAAUUACAUUAUUAUAAUGAACAAAGUGUAUCUUUAGCUUCAGGAAUUUUGUUGGCAGCUAUACAUUAUGCUGGACUAGUAUCUCUUACUUCAACGCCUCUAAACUGUGGACCGGCAUUAAGGGCCCUCUUACAAAGACCAAGCUCAGAAAAACUAACACUUCUCAUACCUGUGGGAUACCCAGCAGAUGACUGUCUAGUACCAGAUCUCAAACGUAAACCUUUAGAAGAAAUUUUAGUAGAAAUUUAGUAGUUUCUAUAUUGAUAUUUGAAUUAAAUACAUUAGAAACGAUAUUUCGAUAAUUAUAUAAGUUUUUCUUUGUUCUUGAAUGCCGUGCUAUUGUUGAAAUUGUUAUUUUGAAUAGUCUUUCAUUACUUUUUGUGUGUCAUUAGAGUGUUUAAAACGUAAUAUGUAAUUUGCACGGAAAAUGUACUAGCGGGGACUUCACAUGAGAGACUCAAAAAAAUUUAAACUCGAUCUCUUUUUGAGAAAACGAUUUUAUUUAUGUUCAAAGAAAUCACCAAUGCACUCUUUUAACUGGAGUUUGCACCACCUAUGAGCUUUAAGGCAGCCAUUUUAUGGAAUUUUCUCAGAAAAUUAAUGAAAUAAAACGACCCCGUAAAUGUUUUUAAUGUUGAAAAAACAUUAGAAAUCACACAUGGCCUAAUCAGGUGAAAUUGAUGGAUACUCGAUGACUGUUGCUAUAUACAUUAUCGUGAAUAACAACCCUCGAAUAAGAACUGCAGGUAAACAUUUGUACAGUAGCCUUGGAAAGUGAUACAGUGUGGAUUGGAGUACUGUCAUGAAGCAAUCGCACACCUUGGAUGAUUUUGCCACACCUUUUUUCGAUAAUUUUUUGACGCAAAUAUCUCAGUAGGUCAGUAUAGUAUGUUGUGUUCACGUUUGUAUUUGAUUCCGUCAAUCAAACGUAUCCCCUCACAGUCCUAAAAUAUUGUAGUUAUCACUUUUUUGGUGCUCUUCGUGACCUUUACUUUUUUGACACGGGCUCUCCUUUCCGAUGCCAUUCCAUGGCAUCUUUUGGAUCUCACUGGUUACAAUCCUUAGUACACUUGUUUUGAAAAUGACGGUCUGCGCUGCAAUUUAUUUUGUUAUUAGGCGCCGGUCUCUUAGAACUUCCACUAAUUUAAUGUUUUCUGAAGUAAUCACCUCACAAGACCUCCCGCACGUGAGUCAUCUUCUAAUGAUUCUCGUCCCUAGCGGAACAACUUUCUUCGGCCAAUUUUUAAUUGUUCAAAAUGAUGGAUACAAGUCACGGUAAAUGCCACAUUUUUCUAAACACCUUGACUGAUUGAUCGUUCGAGCUUUAGGUACUAUAAUAAACGUAAAAGUUCAAACUUUUUGUAAAGCUGGUUGAGACUUAUCAGUGAAGCGCGGAUAAAAAUUUCUGCGAACACAAUCUAUUUACUAUAUGAGGCCAGGAACUUAUGAACAGCACGACGUACGUUUCAUCACCUGUUAUUUUUUUAAAAUGAUCAGAAUGUUUCUCACUCGAUCCGCUUUUGGCCAAUUGUACGUCCCAUUUUCCAACUGAACUAUCCGCACAUCCUCUAUAUCCCCUUUAAAUUCACUAUACAAUGGAAGCACCAUUGCUCGUGAAGGACUUCCCUCAUCAAAUGCGCGUUACAACUGGUAAUGACUUGAAAUCAAAGUAGAUCAUGGAAUCAUAUGUACAGCUAUUGACUCAUAUAGCAGAAUUCAUAUUUUGUAAAAUGUAUCAAUACAGAAAAAUAAAAUGCUUAUUGUAUUCCUUAAUUUUUUUAAGUUUAAUGUGAAAAAAAGUUUACCGUGAUCUAAAACGAGACUCUCCGAAAAGUGUCUCAUUUAGUCUCAGGUUUCGAGAUCAUGUGAACC
Messenger RNA from Diorhabda sublineata, 2412 nucleotides. RefSeq names its product iodotyrosine deiodinase 1. The record is from RefSeq and is a predicted model, not a curated record. The coding region runs from base 1 to 789 and encodes 262 amino acids. NCBI's taxonomy places the organism in Eukaryota, Metazoa, Arthropoda, Insecta, Coleoptera, Chrysomelidae. Gene Ontology annotation, molecular function: oxidoreductase activity. The transcript has 4 exons.